Molecule: messenger RNA, 5467 nt
Organism: Acipenser ruthenus (sterlet)
Lineage: Eukaryota; Metazoa; Chordata; Actinopteri; Acipenseriformes; Acipenseridae
Gene: tmem117
Product: transmembrane protein 117
Exons: 8
Coding region: 1335-2882 (515 amino acids)
Biological process (GO): intrinsic apoptotic signaling pathway in response to endoplasmic reticulum stress
Source: RefSeq, a predicted model, not a curated record
UUCAGUUAGUUUCUCUAUAAUAAUAAUUUUGUACUUCAUCUUCAAUGAGUUUCUCUGUAAUAAUUUAAAGAAAGUCUAUAACACAUUCUAAUAAUAUAUGAUCGUUUUACAAUGGAAUACUCAUUGUCUCGGGAUAAGAAAUCAACAGUACACACCACAGGUGCGUUCCUAGUGGUCAUAGCUGCCGCCAAGCUUGCUCAUAUAGAUAAGAUAAUUUCUGGUUCCUUUAUAAAACAUGCCAAAUAUCCAGAGGUGCAUAAACAGUGAUACAUUAUGACAAGAACACAUUUAAUUGAAUAGUAAACAGAUACAAAUAAUAUUAACACAUACAUAGGGUGUUAAACACACUGUUUACUGACUGCCCUUUUCAGAAUCUGAUUGGAGACAAUAAGUGAUUUUUAAAUUUAAAUAAAUAUAAAAUAUAUAUGGUAUAUUUUAUUUAACUGAUGUGAGGUAUGUAAAUUCAACACACACACACACAAAAUCUGCAUUAAGUGAAAUUGUGUUUGGUAAGAAAUUGUUAUCAGUAUGGUGGAAUGUGUUAUGAAACAUUAGUUGAGAUAUUCUUAAGUGAUUAAUCUGAAAUUUAGUCUGGGCACAUUUUAAGAUGAUGCAUCAGGCAAAUCCAGGUUUUAUUUGUUUAUAAAACAAAUCCAUUACACUUGUUGUCUGUAUCUUAUGUUUAACAAGGUUCUGUGUCAGAUCGUAACAGAAACCUUUUAAAAUUAGAAUAGCCUCUAUAAAGAAAAAGAAAGGCACAUGCUACACUAAUGGGGAUUCAUGAGCUUGCUUAUAUUUAUUCAGUGACAAGGCUGUAUUGACUUCAUAGCCAUGAUAAUACAAACUGACAAAUAAAUAACUGUUAUGUGAGAAUACGUUUCUCAUUAGAAUUGCAUUCUUACCUAAAAUUGUUUAUUCAGAAUGAAACAUUGGGCUUGCAACCUUCAUGUGUUAGUUCACUAUAUUGGUGGUAUGUGCCGUUGGGAGUGCAUUCAUCAGCGACGCAUUAUUUUCUCUUUCACAGAACAGCAUACCACCCUAACCAUGCUGACAAGGCAGUGUCUGUCUGCCUCUCAUUGCCACAUGUAAAACAAUUACAAUGCCAAAAGGAUUUGGGUGUGCAACUGUUAUAAAAAAAACAGAUCACGUGGCUAAUCUAUUGACUCAGUACAAGAAAUGAUUUCCUUUUGUUAAAAGAAUUAUUCAAAUAUCGCCAGUUUGUGUAAUGAUGCUGCCAAUAGCAGAUUGGAAGCUGAUUUUCUGUCCCAGGAGCAAAGCCUGAAGAAAGAAGAAACAGUGAGUUUCAGAUCGACUGCUGGUUGAGAUCCACCAGGAUGGAGAUUGCUACAACAUUUCGUUACUAUUUCCAGCACCCAUGGUCUCGUCUAGUUGUGGCCUAUCUUGUAACUUUCUUUAACUUCCUGUUAUUCGCUGAGGAUCCUAUUUCGCACAGCCAGACUGAGGCCCAUAUGAUUGUUGUUGGAAACUGCUUCUCCUUUAUUGCAAACAAGUACCCUGGAGGAGGAUGGAAUUUCUUGAAGGUGUUGCUAUGGCUACUUGCCAUCAUCACAGGCCUGUUCGCUGGGAAAUUUAUCUUCCACCAACAACUGUUUGGUCAGUUUCUGAGGCUGAAGGUGUUCCGAGAGGAUCAUGGCUCCUGGAUGACCAUGUUUUUCAGCACCAUUCUCUUCCUGUUCAUUUUCUCUCACAUUUACAACCUCUUCCUCCUGAUGGCAGGAAACACAGGCCCGUUCAUCGUGACAGAGUACAUGGGAAUGAGGAAUGAAAGCUUCAUGAAGGUUGCAGCCGUAGGAACCUGGAUGGGGGAUUUUGUCACUGCGUGGAUGGUUACGGAUAUGAUGCUCCAGGAUAAACAUUAUCCAGACUGGGGAAAAGCUGCCAGAACCUUUUGGAAAAGAGGGAACAACAGAAUUGUGCUCUUCUGGACGGUACUGUUUUCUCUGACAUCCGUAGUGGUUCUUGUCAUCAGCACUGACUGGAUCAGCUGGGAUAAUUUAAACAGAGGAUUUCUGCCAAGUGAUGAGGUCUCCAGGGCAUUCCUCGCUUCUUUCAUCCUGGUGUUUGACCUCCUUAUCGUCAUGCAGGACUGGGAGUUUCCUCACUUCAUGGGGGAUUUGGAUGUGAACCUGCCUGGAAUGUCUACCACCCAAGUAAAGCUGAAGCUGCCUGUCUGUAAAUGUAUUUUCAAAGAAGAAUAUCAUAUACAUAUUACAGGGAAAUGGUUUAAUUAUGGAAUAAUCUUCCUUGUCUUGAUUUUGGAUUUAAAUAUGUGGAAAAAUCAGAUAUUUUACAAACCUUAUGAAUAUGGUCAGUAUGUUGGCCCUGGUGAGAAAAUCUUUACCGUUGAAGACCCUGAUACCUUGAAAAAGUUUAAUGAGACCACUCUGACUUGGGCAUGGAGAUCCACCAACAUUGAUCUGAAAAACAACAAGAUCUACAGUCAAAACGAUAUGUUUUUGCACAGCAGGUAUACAGGAGCCAGCCUUGAUGUCAAAUGUCUAGCUUUUAUUCCUAGCCUGGCAGCUUUUGUCCUCUUUGGAUUCUUCAUUUGGCUCUUGGGGCGAUUUCAGAAGAGUGACCAGGGCAUGGAGAACAAGGAUAAAACCUACGAAAGGAUAAAAAGAAAGUCUCCAUCAGAGUAUAGCAAAGACAUGGGCGCGACUCCAGAGGAGGCCCAUGUUACAAUGAAUGAUGGAUUAAAAAGGAAUACGCCCAUGUUACUUUCUGUGGAGACUCACGUUAUUGGAUCUAUCUCCCCUUCAUCAACAGAAACACAGGAGUCUCAGCCUACUGUUGUCUCUGAAGGUGUAACGCCAACAGAGACAGUUGUCUCCAAUGAUGUCUCUAACCCUUCAACCUAAUCCAGACACAGUUUGACUAAAGAAUACCUUUCUGACAACCUCCACUGUUCCCAAGUUCUUGUCAUUUUAUUUUGCCUUUAUAAUUACAAGACAGCUCAAUAUUUGUGCAUCUUAAAUGUUUGUCUGAGUGGUAGGAACCAGAACUGAACAAGGUUCAAACAUGAGAAACAAAUGUGCUGUAAGUGCUGCUAGAUUCCUACUAUAGAAGCACAUUUUUUCAUCUACGUUUUUUUUUUUUUUACCUUUUUUGUAACUUAAUUGAGCCCAUGAUUUAAUUGACUUUUUUCAGAACAAUUGUAACACUUCUCAAUGAUAAUUGUGUUAUAACUAUGUACACAGACUUCACAGUCUUGUUGGUGCUUAAUACUAUACUGUAUAGCAGGCCGAAUUUUCUAUGUUUAUUACAGUAUAUGUUUGUGUCAACACUAAAGUUAUCGUAACAAUUGUAAUUAUAGUAUUUGUUAUUAUUAUUAUACUACAUACAGGUAUAAAAGAGGUGCCUUGCUUGGUUAAGUCCUGUAAACUAUUUUACAGUUAUCCCCUCGAGCUUAGAAAGAAUUAUCUUCUGGUGAGCACAAAACAUUUUAUUUUGCACUAGAACAAUGGUCUUUCCAUAGAUAUUGUCAAUGAUGCAGAAAAAAACAUUUCUGCAAUGAAGUUGGGAUAGACAGCUGGACUGCUUUAGGAUGCAAGUGUGGUGAUUAUCUUUAAGUGCUGUAGACUGCUAGUGAAUUGAAAAUAGUGAAGCAGAAGGCAUUGGCGUAAACUUCUCCACGGGACACUGCAUGUGAAAGUGGGGCUUUAUGCAAUAGUGAUUAUGAGAGCUAAUGGCUAAAUGUGCUUUCCUUAUAAUUAUAUAUACAGUAUAUAUAUCAAAAACCCCAGUCCUUCGCCUCGUGAAAUGAAGGUUAACUAUUGCUAAGCCUGGGCCAUUAGUUUUACGUGAUUGUCAUCUGGACAAGGUCAUUCAGGACCAUGGGUGGAAUGAUGUCAGACUAAAUACAAUGCAACACUGCUUACAUUUGUGAAAACGUUUUACAUGGACCAGAUGUACUGUACAGUGCUUAUAGUGCUCCAGUGUAUGUGCAUUUUAAAUAUUACCAUUUUACAAGGUAGUGACUGACUACAAUUAAUAAAUGAUUACAUGGUGAAAGAAAAAAGUUGCUUGUGCAUACCACUUUCAAAUUGCACCUCAGAUCACAUGCAAUGUCUAAUUGCUACUAUGUCAUAGUUACUGUGUCCUAAACUAUAAAAUAAUAUAGAUCACUUCAAUAAACUCAGACACAGUUAAUAUAUGUUAUUCAUUUAUUUUUAUUUAACUAAAAUAAUAAUAUGUAGCUGUCUGUUUUGAUGAUCUAAAUACCGCCACCCUAUAACUCGAUAGAAAUCCUGCUGGUGUUUUCCCCUUAGUGAUUGGUUAGCCCCUUUAUUGAUAUUAAUAAAUACAAUAAAACAUAUAGAGGAAAGAGGUUUGCAUUAGAUCAAGUUUGUUUUAUCAGUGGAGGUAUUAAGAUACCAUCGUUUCAAAAUGUUAACAUGUGAUCGUCAGUGAUAUAUGAUGUCACUGGCUAUGUUUACAACAGAAAAAAAUGGACUGGUAUGCAGUUGGCGUGGCUUUGUAAUACGAUAAUAUUUUCAAUAUACCUGCAUUUGUAGGAAGGUUUACAACAAACCUGUCUGUGGACUGAGCGAGUGCCACUGUCAUUGUCAUUUAAAUGAGGUGGGGCUUUGCUAAAAUGGUUUAAUUACAGUUAAAAUGAAAAUACAUUUAGGACUGACGGCACAGUAAAAUAAAUAUAAAAUAUGUUUACUGUUAUAUAUAGCCCAUCAUUCAGUCUAUUCUGUAACGCUGCAGUGUUUCGAAGCUAUAACCUACCUCUACAUGGUUCGAAUCCUGUCACUUUAUAAAUGUGCUUUUAUACUACUGUACCAUCUGUUGUCUUUUAAGAACACACAAAAUAUACAUAUUACAAAAACUGACAUCAUACAGGAAUGCUUUGGAGGAAGAUUGAAGGUAAGAUGUCAUCAUUAGAGUUCCAUGAAAGAAAUAUAUCAAGUUCCACGAAAGAAAGCAAACAUUGUAUCUCUGGCAACACCAUAGUGGUAUAUUUUUGCAUUUAAUUUAUAAUAGCUUAAAGACAACAGUAGAUCAGCACAUAAUUAACUGCAUAGAUUUUAUAUUUUCAAAAAUUAAACUGUAAUUACAAACUGUAUUUUUAAUGUAAGCCUAUUCUUGUGACAGAGUGUAUUAAAACUACAAAUGUAUUUUAAAUACAUAAAACUAAAAAUCACCCUGUCAGACACAACAAAACAUUUUGAAAAAUGUGUGCCUGCACCUUAAGACAAGUUGGGGAUUUUGAGGAAUGAGACUGUUGGGGUUUUUGUCACAGUUGUAUGAAAAUGCAUGUAUUCUUGUUAUCCCUACCAUAUGACGAAGUGAAUGAUACGACACACUGUUUGUCAAGCUAAAAAUUUGCUAAAACAGCCACGAAGCCAAUUACAUGGAACGGCAUAAAAAUCCCCCUGUGCUGCAUAUUUAAAAACUAAGCUGUUAAUGGAAUUUAUCAUGAUCUACUUAGAAGAAA